UGACGGAUAUGGGCCAACCCAUAAGGAGAAGACCUUCCAGGUGGGAAGAUCUGAAGAAAGAGACAUUUGCAAGAGUUUUUCUGGGGUUCUGGGAUUUAAAAAAAGUGAAUAAAUCCACAGGGAGCAGAAAGGCACUCAGGAAAGAAUCCACACAGGGAGAAGCCGUAUAAAUGUUCAAAAUGCAGCAAAGCAUGAAUGCAAAAUCCACUCUGAUUAAACACGAGAGGUCCCUCAAAGGAGAGAAGCCGUACGAAUGCACCGAAUGUGGAAAAGCUUUUGGGGAAAAGGGGAUUCUGGUGAAGCACCUGAGGAUCCAUGUGGGGGAAAAGCUGCAUAAAUGCUCCGAGUGUGGGAAAAGCGUCAUUGAAAGAGGUGCCCUCGUCAAACACGAGAGGACCCGCAUAAGAGAGAAGCUGUAGGAAUGCUCCAAGUGCAGGAAAAGCUUUCAGACCAGUUCCCAGUUGAAAGCGCACAA
This is a messenger RNA of Candoia aspera, 475 nucleotides long. Its product is annotated as zinc finger protein 501-like. The coding region runs from base 171 to 419 and encodes 82 amino acids. The record is from RefSeq and is a predicted model, not a curated record. NCBI's taxonomy places the organism in Eukaryota, Metazoa, Chordata, Lepidosauria, Squamata, Candoiidae. The transcript has a single exon.